AUGGGUAUGCAGAGUAAUUUAUUAGCUACCCAGAGUGGUCCCAUAGAGAGUAAAGAAACAAUAAAUAAAUUGAGACCGGCAGUUCAUGAUGCUAUCUACGCUUUGCUUCGAUUAGACCGAGGGUUCCAACAAAUAGUUCAAGAUGGGCAUGUAAAUGAGCAGUUUUUGACCAAGGCGUUCAAGGAAUUGGGGUUGAAUAUACCGUUGCUGGGUAGACCUCCAGUACCUCCUCGGACUUCUAUUAAGAGUGCUGAUGGGCGUGUACGAGACUUACCCCGAGGUCCAAGAAGAAGCAGUACGGAAAGUACUCCUGUGAAGAAAACUGAGACUCCAAUUAAGGAACUACCAGUGGCAAACAUUAAUGAAACCAUGUCACCACCUUCAACUAUAAACUUGGAAAAUGCGAUGCCGUCAAAAAUUCCUAACGAUGUAGCAGCAGCGAAGGAUAAUACUAUUCAACCUUCUAGCCCUUUAAAAAGAGAUAUCAAUACUACUUUGUCUGUUCCCCAUAGGAUCAAGAGAGAAUCUGAAAUGGAAAUUGAGCAAUUUGAACCGGAAAGGAAAAUGGUUAAUGAUGAAGAGGUGAAUAAACAAUUCUCAAAAUUCAUUGAAAAUAUGAAUGAAGACAUUCAAGAAUUCACAGAAUCAUUGGCUGAUACUGGUGUACCGCACGAGCAAAUUAUAGAAUUGAAACGUGUUGUCGUCAACGGAAUGAACGACAUGGUCAAGAAACUGGCGAUUUUGAAGGAUAUACUUGAAAGGGAAGACGAAGUGAAAAGAAAGAAACGGAAGAUAUCAUCAGAUACCGCCAGUGAGAAGCCGACGGAACAUCCUUGA
This is a messenger RNA of Naumovozyma castellii, 837 nucleotides long. RefSeq lists its product as uncharacterized. The record is from RefSeq and is a predicted model, not a curated record. The transcript has a single exon. Bases 1 to 837 code for a protein of 278 amino acids. NCBI's taxonomy places the organism in Eukaryota, Fungi, Ascomycota, Saccharomycetes, Saccharomycetales, Saccharomycetaceae.